CAUUUAUUGGGUUAGCAAUGGGACGGUUUAACCCGGACGCUCAAACUCCCAGCUCUGACAUGGAAACAAAGUGAGGAUCCAAAUAUCGCUUCCAAUGUAAACCAAGCUCUCGGAGAAUAAGAAACAGUGAAGUCGAACAAAGGAAAUGCAUUUCCUCGGGGUGCCCCAGUCCAUGAAGGAGGAGAUCCACAAAUCUGCUUAUCUACUGAAAGAAUACACUGCUGAUUCAAGCAAAGGACCUGAUAAAUCGAUCCCGGCGGCCAUAUUUGCCAAAGCUAAAGGAGUAGCCAUGAUAAGCUACUGUGGGUUGGGCUGCUUUAUCUCUGCUCGUGGUGGAUCAGGGAUAGUGGUUGCUAAGACACCCUCUGGUGGUUGGUCCGCCCCCUCCGCAGUGGGUAUUGUAGGAAUUAGUGGUGGGUUCGACUUCGGCAUUGAGAUGACAGCGAUUAUAAUGAUGCUCAUGACAUCUAACGCCGUCAAAGCGUUCAUGAAAGGAAAAAAUGUCAUGCUUGGUGGAAACAUUUCAGUUGCAGUGGGGCCUCUAGGCAGGGAUUUAGAAGUAGACAUGACGGUGAGGGCUCCAGCGGCGAUGUACACCUACGCUAAGGCUAAAGGUCUGUACCUGGGUAUCAACCUGGGUGGAACCCUCGUGUUGGAGAGACGGAAAGCGAACGAGAAGUCUUAUGGUGCCGGUGUUAGAGCUGAAGACAUCUUAUCAGGGAGAGUUGAUCCUCCUCCCGAGUGUUAUGUACUACAUGAUGUAUUGAGAGAAUUGACACGGAACUCUAAAAGAAAAGCCUUCCAACAAGCGGUCGAUGUGGGUAGUAAAGCUGCGGAGAAGAAAUACGGAAUUAAAGGUCUAAACAAGCACGCAAAUAAGAACGCAGAGAAAGGACUAGCUGCUGAAGACAAAUACCACAACAAGACAAGCUCCUCAUCUUCUAGAGACCAGAAAACUAACUCCUCCUCACAUUCCAUCAGCUUCAUAGACGGAAGAAGGCGUAAGUCCAAAUUCCUCUCGAAGAGUAAGCCAAAGAGUAAGCCCUCAGUGAAGACUCACGGUAGUAAAGGUCCGCCUAGAGCGGCUCCCUCCCGCCCUACCACAUCUAAUAAGAAAGGUCCAGCCCCCCAACCUAAGAGGACCCCGGCUCCCCCUCCUCCUGUACAAAGGUCCUACAACGCUCAGACCGUUACAGACUCGGGUGCCUCACCCCAGCAACAGCCCCCCAGAAUAUGGGGCGAGGCUAUCUUUCCCUUCAGUGGGGAGAUGACUUGUGAUAUUUCCUUUCAGAAGAGUGAUCGAAUUGAGAUUCUGACAAGGACACCGCUAGAGUUUGACUGGUGGGAAGGGCGGCUUCACGGGAAAGUGGGAAUAUUUCCCGCUAACUACGUUAGGGUUGUAUCUUGAAGUUUGGACUGUUUUGAAAACUGACGUGGAGUUAUGUAAUUUGUUAUUUUGCUAAUUAAGUUCUUGUUUAUUUCUGUUUUUAGGCGACCAUUAUUGAAUAUGAUGUAUUUUAUGUCCUCUUGAAUAACUCUAAGAUAUCAAAGAUUUAUAUCUUGUUUAAACAUAAUAUGUUCUAAAUAAUUUCCAUUAAUUAAUUAGUAUCGACUUCAAAAUAAUAAAUUCGGAUUUUUUGACUAUCCAUUUUUCAAAGUUUGGAAUACUUAAAUGUAUGCAACGAAUGAUGAUUAUAUAUUAAUGAUUUCAGACAAUAUUUAUAAAACAAACCUUGUUAAUACCAAUCAUUUAUCAAUAAUUU
Molecule: messenger RNA, 1763 nt
Organism: Bolinopsis microptera
Lineage: Eukaryota; Metazoa; Ctenophora; Tentaculata; Lobata; Bolinopsidae
Product: SH3 domain-containing YSC84-like protein 1
Exons: 14
Coding region: 146-1408 (420 amino acids)
Biological process (GO): regulation of ruffle assembly
Cellular component (GO): ruffle membrane
Molecular function (GO): protein binding; phosphatidylinositol binding
Source: RefSeq, a predicted model, not a curated record